Messenger RNA from Leptidea sinapis, 6331 nucleotides. It is a transcript of the gene Usp20-33, whose product is annotated as ubiquitin carboxyl-terminal hydrolase 20. Gene Ontology annotation, molecular function: cysteine-type deubiquitinase activity; zinc ion binding. The record is from RefSeq and is a predicted model, not a curated record. Lineage: Eukaryota; Metazoa; Arthropoda; Insecta; Lepidoptera; Pieridae. Gene Ontology annotation, biological process: protein deubiquitination. The transcript has 21 exons. The coding region runs from base 234 to 3242 and encodes 1002 amino acids.
UGAGGAGACUUUGGUUCGUCACUUUGCAUUGAAUAAAUUUUUCAUUAGCUUAAUUUAAUUAUCAGUAUUUGAAAUGUGUAUACAAAAUCUUAUCAGUUCAUACAUCCUAUAAAAAUUUUGUGAGGCAAUUGUGCCAAUAAAAUAUAGGUCAUGUUUGUUUACUUUUCUGUUGUGAUACAAUAAUUCCAGUUAAUGUCUUAGUGUUUUGAUUGUUGAUAAAUUAUUGACUCCCAAUGGAUAGAGGAAUGACGUGCGAACAUCUGAAUAGGCUAGCUGAUGUUCUUGAGAGAGAUCUCUGGCAGUCCAAAGAGAAUCUGACAUGCUUUGACUGUGGCAUGACAGGACCAAAUCUAUGGAUUUGUUUGCAACCUGAAUGUCACCAUGUAGGCUGCUCUGAAGUUAAAAAUGAUCACAGUACAAUACAUCACCAGAAAUUUCCCUUGCACUGUGUUCAUAUGAAUGUGUCAACGGAAAGAAUAUGGUGUUAUCUAUGCGAAAAAGAGGUCCACAUCAGGGCUGCCUUAGCACAACGAAAGAUGAGUCCAGAUUCAACGUGCAUAGAAGGAUUCGUAAGUCCACGGGUGGGGUCAGGCGGCAUCAGCGUCAAUAACGACGAGCUAGACCAAGAUGAUAUGGAUUAUGAUGGAGACCAACGACCAAGAGGUCUAGUGGGUCUCCAGAAUAUGGGCAACACCUGCUACAUGAACGCGGCACUCCAAGCCCUCAGCAACACACAGCCUCUGACGUCAUACUUCUUGGAGUGUGCUGGCGCUGUUGCUGUACUGGCGGCGGAUAAGAAACCUGGAUUGAGUCGAGCAUACCAAAAACUAAUGAAAGACAUGUGGAGUAGAAGAACGAGAGGCUACGUAGUACCUAAUGGUAUUCUAUACGGGAUGCGAAAUGUUCAUCCGAUGUUUCGUGGCUACCAGCAACACGACACGCAGGAGUUCCUCAGGUGCUUUAUGGAUCAACUGCACGAAGAGCUUAAGGAACCGGUAUUGGACGGUACACCGGAAGACAAGUUGGCAUCGGAAUCGGAGAACGAGCAUCAAGAGUCGAGGAAUUAUCGAAGACGAGCCGUGUCCUCUGGAGCUAGUGACUCGCCAUUGUUUGCCAGAAUGAGGAAGAAAUCGCCGGCUUCCUCGUAUACCGAACCUAGACACGAUGGCUACUUGAGGAUAGAAUCACAGAGGGAAGGAGCGAGGCACCGGAGGUCAGCAAGUUUCGCUGGCACUCACUUCGCCUAUAACGUCCUCACACAACAGAUCAACGGUCCGUCAAAAGAGUCGCCCCAGCGGGACAUAGGGUCCGAGUCAGAGCUAUCGGGUUCAAGCGAAGCCGAGGAGCGGUACGAGACGUGUUCUAGCGGCGCCAGCGAUACAGACCUCCAUAUACACAACAAGUCUAGCAGCAGCGUGUGCGGCGGCGGAGGUGACGGCGGCCGGGGCGGCGGGGGGCGGGGCCAGAGGUUCCGGAGCAUCGUGUCCGACGUGUUCGACGGCCGGCUGUUGUCGUCCGUGCAGUGUCUCAUAUGUAACCGGGUAUCGACCCGCGUGGAGACAUUCCAGGACCUGUCGCUGCCGAUACCAUCCCGCGAGCACGUGACUGUGCUCAGAUGUCAGCAGCCGGCUCUCACACAUGUGCAGGAUUCUUGGUUGUGGUGGUUUCUGAGUUGGCUGCGAUCCUGGUUCUACGGCCCCAUGGUCUCGCUGCAGGAUUGUUUAGCGGCAUUUUUCAGUGCAGACGAGCUUAAGGGCGAUAAUAUGUAUAGUUGUUCCCGAUGCAAUAAACUUCGCAACGGCAUCAAGAUGUCGGGCGUGGUGAGACUGCCCGAGGUCCUCUGCAUCCAUCUCAAGAGGUUCAGGCACGAGCUGAUGUUUAGUGCCAAAGUUGCGGCGAGGGUGUCGUUCCCAAUUGACGAUCUUAACAUGGCGCCUUAUACGCAUAAAGAUUGUACCUCAAAGAUAAGUAGAUAUUCGUUAUGUGCUGUGAUAUGUCACAUGGGCACGGCAGGCGGCGGCCAUUACACGUGUAUCGCGCGGCAACAUAAUGACAGCAAUAGUAAUGGCAACACCGAAGAUAGCUGGUACUCGUAUGACGACGCGGCAAUAGCGUCCGUGCCCGUACAUCACCUGGCCACCUGCGAGGCAUAUGUGCUGUUCUAUAGGAAAGUAAAUCCUCAAAUGGCUCCACUACGACAGAAAGCCGCCGAGAUACUGGAGUCUUCCAGCGCUGAAACCAAUGAUAUUAAGUUCUAUAUAUCCAGGCAGUGGAUUAAUAAGUUCAAUACGUGGGCGGAACCGGGCCCAAUCGAUAACAGUGACUUCGUGUGCGUGCACGGCGGCGUGCGACCCGAGCGGGUGCAACACUUGUACGUGCUCGCCGUGCGACUGCCGCAGCCGCUGUGGGAGUUCUUACACAACGAGUUCGGCGGCGGGCCGGCCGUGUCUCACGCCCACGAGUGCGCCGUGUGCGGGCGAGAGGCGCGGCGUCUGCGCAUGCGCCGGGAGACCGAGCGGGCUGCCUUCUCGCAUCUCCACGACUCGUUCCAGGAGCAAGAGCAGCCCCGCGCGAUAUACGCCAUCAGCAUGCAGUGGUUCCGGCAGUGGCAGGCCUUCAUCCGCAACCAGGCGCGACAUCCGCCACCACCUGUUGACAACACUGACAUUCUCGUCAAACAGGAAAGCGACGGCAUAACAAAAUACACGCUGAAGCCUGGCUCAGACCAUGCACAGCUUAGCGAAGAGUUGUGGCGAUUCUUUAUCGAUAUAUACGGGGGCGGGCCUGAAGUCAAACUGAAGUCUCCAUCACACACGCCGGUCACCCACGAGACACACAGGCCGACUAGAAAGUACUCAGAAUCGGAGCGGACGUCGUACUGCACUAAAUCAACGUCCGAAGUGAAUAUCCGCGAUUCGAUUCAGAACGAACUACAAAAGAAUCAAUCGCUGCAGAAUAUAAGUCGGCGGAACAGGUUCCGGUCCGAUUCAGAUGAAGAAGUCAGCUACCGGCACGCGUUUAUGUACAAAAAUCAUGAGCCCAAUGGAAACUAUGAAUCCGAUUCGGAGCUGCCGAAGUACAACACUAUUCGAAUGGAGAACGGUUUCGAUAGUUCCGAUCACGAUGCUAAUGACAACACUAUCUACACGGACUCGGAGUUGCCGAACGUUGGCAACAUCUCGUUGAAGAACAAGGCGCGCUCGGGUAAAGUGAGAAAGACGAAACGACGGACGGUCAAAUGAUUCUUUCACGUGUUUCGGUUUGUCUACAGAUUGAGGAAGGGCCGUGGACAUUACCUUUGAGUGGUUUUCAAGUGACUUUUAAAAUCUAUUUUUGCAAUCUUGUUUUAGGCGGGAACAAAAAUGUCCGACCUUCGCGCAAUUUUAAAUUGUAGUUUUUAUUACUUUUCAACUAUUGAAAUAAUUGACUAAUGAAUGAAAGCUUAGAUCAUUUAUACGCCUAGAUAAUGCCACUUGCUGCUAGACAAACGAUGAAAAAAGGCCAGGUUUUAUUACUUCAGUGUGUGUGACAAGCUACGACUUAUACUUGCGAUUUGUAUGUCACUUUGUGUUAGUGUGCGUGCAUAUCUCUAAAUAGACGUUAACUGUCAAUCUCAAUUUUUUUCGACGUUUUCACAGUCAUGACAAUCACACAUUUAAAAAAAAUCUUUAUUCACUGUAUGAUGAAGUACAAAAGUUACAAUAACAUUCAAAUUAGUAUAACAAUAUUCGUUGACAGAAUAGAUGUUAAUUUAUUUUUUACGAUACAAUAUUUUUUUUUAAUUGGUAACAUUUUAAUAUGAUUUGGGAGUUUAUUAUAAAAUAUAACGCAAUCCACUUUAAAAGAUUUAGCAAUUUUACAGAGCCCAGUAGAGGUAGUCUUGGCUAGUCUAUCUAGAUAUGUAAAUGAUCUACGAAUGAAAGUGUGAAUUUGGGUGUUCAAUGGGAAGUUUAAAAAUGCUUAUAUAGAAAUAAUCUAUUGUAUAUCUUAAUAUACCUGGUUUGAAGACAUGUGACAUGAAAGUAUGUAGGUAUUGUGCACCGUGAUUGCUUUUGGCAUGCUUAGAUUGUACGGUAUUGUGGAUAUCGUGUCUCGCACACAAUUACCCUAAAACAGGGGUGCUCAAGCUUGAACUGCUGGCAAUAUACCUCAAAACUGUUAGACAACGAUCGACUCUGAGAGGCUUCAAGUAUGUGUGAUUAAGGAUUGUCGUCUGGGACGAUGACAUAGAUAUUAGUUUUGCGCACAAUAAUAGUCAUUAUUUUUUGUUAAGGCAUAAGGUGUCACAAUUAUUCAAAAUUGCGAGUUUAUUGGUUCUUCGUAACAAACGCGUUCUAGUGUCUAAAGUUCUAAACUUAACUAAAGAGUGACUUUGGAUAUUGAAUCUGUAUGUCCUGGGCAUACUUUUCAUAAGAUGGUACGAAAUUACCGAUUUUAGUUAUCUAAAACAAAAUCAUUAAAUAGUUCUAUAUCGGAUUUUUUUCUCGAAAUCGACUCAAAAAACACUCGCGAUCGACCGUUUGAGCACCCCUGCCCUAGAGCAUAGUGACUCUGUGUUACAACUGAGUAUUUGUGGACUGUCAGACACAAGUUAAAGGAAAUAAUUAAAAAUUUCAAACAAAGAAAUUAGAAAUUUAGAAAACAAAAUUUUAAUCACCUUUGAGUACACUCACGAGUUCUGAAGGCUCGGUGCGUGUCAGUGCCUACGCUAGCUCGUGGCUACUAGAUUACUUAAAGGUGUUCGGAAAUGAUGUUAUUGAAGUAUGGUUUAUUUAGGUGAAUUAUGUAUUUUUUUAUUUUUGAAUUUAUAUUUUUAUCAUUAAGGUUUUAUCCGUGUGUUCAUUUAAUGUCGCCGAUGAAGCUCCAUACUGUAUAAAAAUACAACAAACGAGUUCCAAAAUGAAACCCUGUUGUGGCUAGUAUUAUAUUAUCGGUAAGAUAUAACAUUUUCAAAUAAAUUAAUAAAUAAGAAGGUCGGAAAGCUUUUGAAAAAUAUUUUCAGUAUUCGGAAUUUUUGCUUUAUUUAGACCAUAGACAAUAUAUUAGCGUAUAGACGAUCUGACAGCCCGGUAAUCUGUGACCAAUUUUGAUUUGUUAGUGUGUGCUUUAGCUAGUUUUAAUUAAUAUUCAAAAUACUAAAGACCAAAUGCCAAACUUUGCUGACUGCUUCAACUUCUAAUUAAAAUCGGUUACAGUUACAAUACAAAGUCAAAAAACUUUAUUCAAAUAUUCAAUUAAUUAAACUAAGCGCUUUUGUAUAGUCACUACAAAUAUUUCUUUUAAAUGAAUAAAUUUACCAUAUGAUCGUAAAAAGUUAAGCUCGUGAGAAGAACAUGCAAGAAACUCAACAGCCACUAUUUUCAAUCAAAUAAUGUAUUUUACGAUGGCAUAAUAAAUUAGUUUUUAAGGUGUUGCAUCCAAUAUAUGAGUCGUGUUUAAAUAAUAUAAAUUAUUUCAUGAGAAGUAAUAAAGAAAUAAAUUAUCGUAUUUUGGAUGCAACAACCUUUAGAGCUUGAAUUCAUUGUUUAAGGAUGCUUCAUGAAGCUGAUGGUCGUGAUUACUGUCACAGUUAGUAAUUGCAUCCAACAAAUACAAUGAUUUAUUAACUAUAACAGGUCGACCUGGCACCACAAGCAGUACCCGUUCACCAGUUGUCGCAUGGACCAAUAUAUUCACUUUCGUAUUCUAUGUUCUAUAUCUUCUCUCUCGAACGGUUAGUUUGUCUAUGUGCUGUUAUAUUGUAAGACUAUGAUUUGAAACAAGUACUUUAGUUACACGAACACAUUAAACAAGAUUGCAACGCAAAUUAACAAGUCCUUGUGGUGACGUUUUCGUGCAUUUACAAUCUGACGUUUUUUAUAUUCCAGAGACUAGCGUAAUUACUCAUAUAGUGCAAUUUUCUAGAACAUUCGAGGGUUUCCUGGGUACAAAUGUGCUGCGGUUUGGGACAACUUUUUCCACUUUUGCCCUGUAAUGCCCCUCAUGUUUUAGUACAAUAAUUUUAGUUCAAAUUCAUAUGUAAUAUAAUCGCAACUUCAUAAUUAAUGUGUAUUUCACUAUUGUGUACAAAAUAUGUAACUUGUAUUAUAAAUUUGAUGUUUAUUGAAUAUUUCUACAGGCCAUGUGAAUGAGAUAACAGAUGUAACCAGUAUUGUGAAUGAAAAACUUCCUCUCACCUGGAUUUAUACAUUUAUUACCUCAUUUUUGGCAAAUCUUGCAUUUCUUGGAUUACCAAUGUACCGUGGGUUAGGUAUUUAUUCUGUUAUUCCUGGUUCUAAGUCUAUAUGUUAUUUGUUAAUGGAUUGAUCAGUAAUAUAAUAUAUUUCGACAA